Messenger RNA from Plectropomus leopardus (leopard coralgrouper), 978 nucleotides. The record is from RefSeq and is a predicted model, not a curated record. NCBI's taxonomy places the organism in Eukaryota, Metazoa, Chordata, Actinopteri, Perciformes, Serranidae.
GACCGGUCGAGGAGGAAGCUCCCGCUGCCGCCUCCUGAUGAUGAGGACGGUGAAGGUCAGGGGUUGGUGAGUGUCGUCGCCAUGUACGACUUCACCGCCAAGGAGGACAGCGACCUCACACUCAGACAGGGAGAAGAGUACGUCAUCCUGCACAAACAGGACCAGCUGUGGUGGCGAGCGCAGGACAAACACGGGAAUAAAGGCUUCAUCCCGAGUAACUACGUGACGGAGAAAAACAGAAUAGAGGCGAACUCGUGGUACUGCAAGAACAUCACCAGGACAGAAGCUGAGCAGCUGCUGAGACAAGAAGACAAAGAGGGCGGUUUUGUGGUGCGGGAGUCGAGUCAGAAGGGAGUCUACACCGUGUCCGUCUACACCAAAACAUUAAGCAGCAACGGAGAUAUCCGGCAUUACCAGAUCAAAAUAAGUGACACGGGUCAGUUCUUCCUGGCUGAGAAACACACCUUUAAAUCCAUACCUGACGUCAUACACUACCACGAACACAACGCAGCAGGCUUGGUGACCAGGUUGCGGUACGCGGUGGGUCCAAUGGGAAGGUGUGUUCCCGCCACAGCAGGAUUCAGCUCAGAGAUGUGGGAGAUCAACCCCAGCGAGCUGACCUUCAUGAAGGAGCUCGGCUGCGGUCAGUUCGGCGUGGUGAGACUCGGCAAGUGGAGAGCUCAGCACCGAGUCGCCAUCAAGGCCAUCAGAGAGGGAGCCAUGUACGAGGAGGACUUCAUCGAGGAGGCCAAAGUCAUGAUGAAGCUUUGCCACCCCAAACUGGUGCAGCUGUACGGGGUUUGCUUGCAGCAGCGCCCCCUGCUGAUCGUGGCCGAGUUCAUGGAGAACGGCUGCCUGCUGAACUUCCUGCGGCAGAGGGGUCGGACGCUGAGGGAGGCGUGGCUGCUGUCCAUGUGUCAGGACGUGUGCGAGGGGAUGGAGUACCUGGAGACGCAGAGUUUCAUCCACAGAGACCUG